Molecule: messenger RNA, 453 nt
Organism: Dromiciops gliroides (monito del monte)
Lineage: Eukaryota; Metazoa; Chordata; Mammalia; Microbiotheria; Microbiotheriidae
Product: myosin light polypeptide 6-like
Exons: 1
Coding region: 1-453 (150 amino acids)
Cellular component (GO): myosin II complex
Molecular function (GO): structural constituent of muscle; calcium ion binding
Source: RefSeq, a predicted model, not a curated record
AUGGCCAAGAUCUGUGACUUCACGGAGGAUCAGGUUGCUGAGUUCAAGGAGGCCUUCCAGCUGUUUGACUGCACCAGGGAUGGAAAGAUCCUAUACAGCCAAUGUGGGGAUGUGAUGUGGUCCCUGGGCCAGAACCCCACCAAUUCUGAGGUGCUCAAGGUCUUAGGGAAUCCCAAGAGUGAUGGGAUGAAUGUGAAGGUGCUGGACUUUGAACACUUUCUGCCAAUGCUGCAGACCGUAGCAAAGAAUAAGGACCAGGGCACAUAUGAAGACUAUGUUGAGGGGCUUCAGGUGUUUGAUAAGGAAGGGAACAGCAUAGUCACGGGGCAUGUUCUCAUCAUUCUGGGUGAGAAGAUGACUGAGGAAGAAGUGGAAGUGUUGGUGGCAGGUCAUGAGGACAGCAACAGUUGUAUCAACUAUGAAGAGCUAGUCCGGAUGGUGCUGAACGGCUGA